Symbiodinium sp. CCMP2592 is the source of this 303-nucleotide messenger RNA. NCBI's taxonomy places the organism in Eukaryota, Dinophyceae, Suessiales, Symbiodiniaceae. The record is from the annotation of a GenBank genome assembly.
AUGGGCUUCGCGUCUGCGGAGCUGGCAGGGGCCGGCCACCUCCCGGCUGUCUCUGCCAGGCAGUGCGGACUCCGGACUUCGACGUCGGUUUCCUGGCCUCGGUGUGUGGUGCUCACUGUCGCCCAUGGGCUUGCCAAGCGGACGGCUAUCGAUGGUCAUUGCUCCGGGUUUGGCACCAAUGCCGCUUUCGGCGAGGUGUUCACGCAACGAUACAUGUGCCCACCGCUUAGUUCCGCUUCUGCUGAGCUGAGUGUGGCCGUUUCCUCUCGGGGCCCAGCCAGGUGUGCCUUGCGUGGACGUUAA